Colletotrichum gloeosporioides is the source of this 516-nucleotide messenger RNA. RefSeq names its product Cytochrome P450 monooxygenase FUM2. Bases 1 to 516 code for a protein of 171 amino acids. NCBI's taxonomy places the organism in Eukaryota, Fungi, Ascomycota, Sordariomycetes, Glomerellales, Glomerellaceae. The transcript is spliced from 2 exons. The record is from RefSeq and is a predicted model, not a curated record. Gene Ontology annotation, molecular function: oxidoreductase activity, acting on paired donors, with incorporation or reduction of molecular oxygen; monooxygenase activity; heme binding.
AUGGUCAAGUUGUACAACCUCACAACAUUCGACAUCAUGGCCGAGCUAGCCUUCGGCGAGCCACUUGGACUUUUAGCUAGCUCGAGCUAUUCGGAAUGGGUUGGUAACAUCUUUGGAAAUCUUAAGGCCAAUGCAUUUGCCCAGAAAGCCUCGGAACUGCACUUCGCACACGCCAUUGAACGUGUGAAUCGCCGCAUCAACACAACAACGGAAGAGACAGAUAUUUGGAACUUGGUUUUGAGACAACCUGACAGCAGACAGAUCACCAAAGGCGGCGUGUAUACAAACUCGUCUUUGUUCAUGGUAGCAGGAUCUGAGACUACAGCUACUAUUCUAAGCGGCGUCACGUAUUUACUUCUCAAGAACCCAAAUAAGCUGGCUCGUCUAGUCACAGAGAUUCGGCAGGUUGAGUCGGAAAAAGAUUUGACCAUUCGGAGGCUUUCCAAAAUGACCUAUCUCACAGCCGUACUUAACGAGGCACUAAAGUGGUAUCCUCCUGUACCGGUCGGGGUUUAG